Messenger RNA from Vespa mandarinia (Asian giant hornet), 1866 nucleotides. It is a transcript of the gene exp, whose product is annotated as expansion. The record is from RefSeq and is a predicted model, not a curated record. Gene Ontology annotation, molecular function: protein binding. Lineage: Eukaryota; Metazoa; Arthropoda; Insecta; Hymenoptera; Vespidae. Gene Ontology annotation, biological process: regulation of DNA-templated transcription.
GAGAGAAAGAAAGAGAGAGAGAAAAAAGGAUAGGGAAAAAAAAAGAUGUCGUAAAUGGGAAACUCAUAGGAGUGUCGUGUAACGGCUCCGACUUCGAUGCCAGUGUACACGUGUGCCACGUACGGCCGGUAGCGAGCGUGCCGAUGGAAUGCGAAUUUCACUUUUCCGAGCAGUUGACGCGCCGGUAUUCGAGUUGUUCGUACGUUUCUUCGUUUGAGGGAUAGUGGUGGUGGUAGAGAAGGAAGAGAAGGAGGAGAAGGAAGAGAAGGAAAAAGAGUGGGAGCAAAUGGGAAUGUAUCGGGCUAUUUAAUAAUUUUUUGUUUUUCGUAUCUUUCAAAGCUCCUCGCAAAAGCUUCGUGGCUCGUGGAAUCGACUUGAGGAAUCGAUUCUAUUUCUUCUUUUUUUUUUUUGUUUGUUUGUUUGUUUUUUUACAAGUUUCAAUCUUCUCGUUUUAUUGAUUGAGAAGACGGACACACAAUGGUAUCGCGAAGAAAAAUACUCUCUCGUUCGCGAGAUAAUCUCGUGGAGUCUCAAUACGAGGAACAAGAAGAGGAGGACGUUUGGUAUAAUCUCGACAAAUUGUAUAAGGAUCAUAUACAAGAAGUUUUGGAUAAAUGGAAUCAAAUAGAUGAUGAAAUAUGGGCGAAAGUAAUUGUCUUUGAGAGAAAUAGACGCGUAGCGAAAGCGUAUGCUAGGGCACCGGUUCUCACGAUAAACGGCUCAAAUGAUGGCUUCGAUGGCUUCAGGAUAGGACUUUGCGGUUUUGAUAAUCCAAUGCGUGAUCCGAAGACGGAAGAAGCGAAACGUCAUAUAAAUCAAGGUGUUAAAAUUAAAAUGGACGAACAAGGAAAUAUUCUUAUUAAAAGGUUGUGUAAAAAUAAUGUUUACAUCAAACCAACCAAUCAGGAGGAUAAUGCUAUCGGGCCUGAAAUUAUACGUAAUUCACAGGGUGCCCUCGAACACGAGAAACCGGGAAAGUUGUUUGAUAUGAACAAAUUUCAAACAAACUUAUCUCGUGAGACUCGACGAGCUUAUCCCGAUAGACGAAGAUUGGAGAUGCAAUGUUUAAGUGCUAUUGUUUUCGUAAGAACGGAAGCAGAUCUCCUUCAAUGUCCAGUAUGGGUUCUGAUCGUGAACGUCGUUGGACUGGACAUGCUCAAGUCAAAACUGCCACCAGUUUUAGCCUUGCAAAGGCCUGUAGAUAUAAAGAAUCGUCCAAGGAUACCUAUUCCAGAUGAGGAUCCUUACAGUGUCGCUGGUGUAUCAUCCUCCGUUGGACCUAGCGAAAUAAUGCAAUCAGAGAGAGAUUCGCGAGAACAAAUCUACAUGCAAUCCACAAGUUACCAGCAACGACGAGCUGAGAGGCCACCUAAACUUCCACCCAGAGAAAAUCUUUAUGGUCAUGAUAUACCUAAGCCUGAUUACGAUGACAUCGAGGAUGAUUACUCGAGAACGAUAAAACCUGCUGGUAUGGCGAAUGAAGAAAAAAGGAACAAGAACGAUGAUAGAAAAAAAUAUGACGAUCCAUAUUAUUGUGGAUUACGUGCACGCGUACCUAAUUUCGUGAAGAUGGCAAGAAAUGGACAAAGUAAAGGUAUUCCUCUUCGAGGACACAUCAGACCACAACCUGCACCAUCUUAUGCUGGCUCCGUAUAUGCAAGUAGUCAAUCGUCUCAGAUAUAUGGACAUCACGUUCCCGCAAAUCGACCACACAUCAUGUACCAUGCGAGAAGUUUUGAGAGUGGGCUCGACACGGAUAAUAGAAUCGAAUCGCCGUACAACCAUAUAUAUGGAAGAUUACCCAUCCCGACGAGAGGCGUGAUACCUCCUGCACCGCGUGCUAUGUACAUUGGAGAAUGGGAUUAA